AUGGAAAGGUUAUACCAAUUUCCGUCGCGAGAUCGAUCACAUCCUGAUCCGAUGCGCACCAACUCGGAAACUGGGGGCUCUUUUGUAACCGCAAAACCUUCUUCCAGCCACGAACCCAAUGGCUUUGUGGACCAAUGGUCCAAUCUGCCGUACCCCGAGGUCAAUUCAACCGCCCCAGACUAUGAUAUGGGUGACGAGCCUGGGUUCAGGGGUGCGGAGAAUGGGUUUUAUGGAGCCACAGACAUGGGCGAUGGCACGGCAAUGGAUGAAGAUCGAGUCAAUGCCACGCCACAUUCACAGUACAUGCAAGACUUUGACCUACCUAUGGAAAAUCACGUUAAAGUUCCCGGAGCAUUCUAUGAUGAAGUAAUAGAAGACCUGUUUGUGCCAGCAGGCAAAACGCUUCACGGUGGGUUUCUUCCAUCAAAGUUUUCUCAGCCUGUGUUUCCCUCCCAGUCAUCAGUUCUUGCGCUGGCACCGGCCCAGGAUGGUCCAUCUCCAAUGCACUUGAGUAGCCCCGAAGGUAACCCACAGCUGUUCACAGCUCUCCAGGGACUCUCCUUAGACGUAAACCAAAACCAACCCAAUGAAGGUAUCACCCAAAAUAGCUCGAAUAGCAACAUGUCUGGUUGUGAUAAUGGACCGAGUCCGCUGCAUCAGUCGAUAGACAGCUACACUGGGACCACUUUGGGAGCCUUCGUCAACGGACCCAGUGGGAACUACAAUGACGGCACAUAUAUGAACGAAUUGAGUCCGUUUACCACAAACAAUUCGCUUACUCCAUCGGCUGGCUCGAUUCAUUCGACUCAACCGUCAUUUUUUUCGGCUCACCAAUUCUUGAAUGCCAAUUCUGUCGAUCAGGGGCCUCCUAGUGCAAUGCAUAGACCCUCUUUGGACUUAUAUUCAUUGCGUCCAUCACUUGACAGUCAACAGUCAACUCCAUUGAGUCGGCGGGAAAGUGGCCAAAAUGGACGCUAUAGUAGCUUCACCAACUCCAUUUCCAACUAUAUCCCGUUCAUGAAUGAUCGCCAACGACCUUCGGAUGCGCUGUCCAAAAUAACCACACCACCAUCGCCCUCUUCGCCAGCCCCACAAAAAUUCACGGCAGCAAAAUCUUCAUAUCAAGACCAGCAAUCGCGCCAUCUUAUUCGAAGCAUUUUCAAAUCCAACGGUCCUUCUAUUGUAAAUACAAAUCAAGAUGGUGAUACAUCUACCGGAGACCUUGACGAGAAUUCCAAUAAUGACAACAUAAAUGAGUUUUUGAUCAUGAGUCCCAAAGAUGAAGUUGCGGAAAUGGAUUUCUCCGACAAGAAACUGAAGAGGUCGAAGAGGAGUAUAUUUACCCGCUUCAAGACGCCAACCAAGAACGAAACGGUCGAUCCUGGAGCCAUUUGGCCCGACCAAGAAAUGAAGAACGGCGAAGUUAAACCAGAUCCGGAUGCAAGCGACAUGGAUACGGAAGCAAAGCAAAUGUUCAGGGAUGGCUAUUACGACUUUAUGCCUCCAACAAUGGAACAAGCACCUCUGGAGGAAAGUAUUCCCCCUAUGUAUGUGCAACGAGAACCCAACUACGCUGCCUUGUUUCAAAAUGUUGGUAAACGAAGAGUAACCAAAACCAAGGCGAAACAAUCGAAGGUAAAGCAGGAACAAGUAUCUGAGGGUGAAAGUGGAUUCAACAGUCUCAAUUCGAUGGAAAGUAAAAUUAAGCGUGAACCAUCACUAGAUCUGGGAGAGCUACUUGCUGCAAAAAACUCAAACAAUCCAGACAACAGCAAUUUAAGCAUUGGGUCUGACCGUCUACUGCUGGCCAGUGAAAUUUCCAGGUCAUCUCACGAUACUCAAGACUCCGAAGUACAUAGUACGGGGAUAGCAAACGCUUCUAAACGCAUUUUGGGACUCAAGCUCAUGUCCAAGCGAAAGACCAAUGUUCGUCGCCAGACACCAGACCUCAAAGAUACAAACGUUGAAAUUGACUUCAAAGAUUUGAAUCUUCCGGAUGAUACUGAAGUUAUUUCAGGUGAGUCUAAAUACCGGAUAAGGGGACGCAAGGAAAACAAGGAAGCGGAUCUUGUUGACGAAUCCAAGAUAUUUGUGUGCAGCUACUGCUCACGAAGAUUCAAGCGCCAAGAACAUCUCAAGCGACACUUUAGAUCGCUUCACACACAAGAAAAGCCAUAUGACUGCGAAAUAUGCCACAAGAAGUUUAGUAGAAGUGACAAUCUCAAUCAGCAUCUCAAAAUCCACAAGUUGGAGGCAAUUGAGAACGACGGCGAAGAAGAAAGUACAAACGAUUAA
Messenger RNA from Meyerozyma guilliermondii ATCC 6260, 2295 nucleotides. It is a transcript of the gene MNL1, whose product is annotated as Mnl1p. The coding region runs from base 1 to 2295 and encodes 764 amino acids. Gene Ontology annotation, molecular function: DNA-binding transcription factor activity. The record is from RefSeq and is a predicted model, not a curated record. Gene Ontology annotation, biological process: sexual reproduction. The transcript has a single exon. Lineage: Eukaryota; Fungi; Ascomycota; Pichiomycetes; Serinales; Debaryomycetaceae. Gene Ontology annotation, cellular component: Ste12p-Dig1p-Dig2p complex; nucleus; Tec1p-Ste12p-Dig1p complex.